Amyelois transitella is the source of this 698-nucleotide messenger RNA. Its product is annotated as transcription initiation factor TFIID subunit 11-like. The transcript has 2 exons. Lineage: Eukaryota; Metazoa; Arthropoda; Insecta; Lepidoptera; Pyralidae. The record is from RefSeq and is a predicted model, not a curated record. Bases 75 to 611 code for a protein of 178 amino acids.
GGCGGCAUAACUGACUAUACAAUUCUAAUUUUGGGUGAGAUGAUAUAUUAAAAUAUUUAUUUGCUACAAUAAUAAUGAAAAUGGGAUCUUUUCGUUUUUGUGUUUUUUAUACAUUUAGUUUGCUCGCGGUGUCAGGAGAUGAACAAGCUGAUAAACAAGGAUAUCCAUCCUUAAGCGAAGGUUACUUAAACAUAUUUAAAAAUAUGCCGUUAUUAUACGAAUAUAUUCACGCUACGCUAACUAAAAAUCCUGAAGUUUUAGAAUGUAGCCAAACAUAUUAUCCAGGAGCGAAUAUUUAUGAUUACGUUAUGAACAAUGAUGAACCAGUAAACGACGAUGAUGAUGAAAAUAUGAAUAACGAAAAUAAUGUUAAAAGAAAUGCAAAUAAUGAUUUGACACAAGAAGAUAUAAAUAAAAGUGAUGCAGAAAACUAUUUUGAUGAUAGUUACGACGAUGUGUCAAAUAGCGAACAUCUGGAAUUAGAUAAUUAUAAAACAGAUAUUAAUAAACGUGAAAAUGACAAUCAUGAUGAAGACAGCUCUGUUGAUCCUAACGAGAUUAAAGAAAAAGCGAUCUGGGCUGAGGAAGAGCUGGAGAAAAAUAAUUCCUAGUUAAAGUACCGAAUGUAAUGAAGUUUUAAAUAAAAUAAUAUGUUACAAUUAUUGUGAUAAAGAAACGUAACGUGUAUUACCGGAAGA